GGCUGGCCAAUCACAGCGCUCAGAGAUGAUGUCAUGGCGAGAGUGAGCCUGGUGCUGAUGUGGAGAGAAGCCCAGGGUACCACUAAUUGACAGAGUGAGGAAGACAAGCAGCUCGCUUCGCACUGGCCUGCAGGUUUGGGACAGCAUCCUGAGCUGGUGACAGCCUUACUCUGUGAAUUUCAGUGGGAUUCAGCUCUCACAUUUCAGAAAACAUGACCCUCGCUGCCUACAAAGAGAAGAUGAAGGAACUCCCGCUGGUGUCCCUGUUCUGCUCCUGUUUCCUGGCCGAUCCCCUGAAUAAGUCAUCCUAUAAGUACGAAGCAGACACCGUGGACCUGAACUGGUGUGUGAUUUCUGACAUGGAAGUCAUUGAGCUGAACAAGUGCACCUCAGGCCAGUCCUUUGAAGUCAUCCUGAAGCCGCCCUCCUUUGAUGGGGUGCCUGAGUUCAAUGCCUCGCUACCCAGGCGGCGAGACCCUUCACUGGAAGAAAUCCAGAAGAAACUAGAAGCAGCCGAGGAGCGAAGGAAGUACCAAGAAGCUGAGCUCCUGAAGCACCUGGCAGAGAAACGAGAACAUGAGCGGGAGGUGAUCCAAAAAGCCAUAGAAGAAAACAACAACUUCAUCAAGAUGGCUAAGGAAAAACUGGCCCAGAAGAUGGAAUCCAACAAGGAGAACCGGGAGGCCCACCUUGCCGCCAUGUUGGAACGGCUGCAAGAGAAGGAACCGCCUGCUGCGCGGUGACUCCCGGGACCCGAUCGGUGGCCUCGUCCCAUGGACAAGCACGCGGAGGAGGUGCGGAAAAACAAGGAGCUGAAGGAAGAGGCCUCUAGGUAAAGCCCUGAGGCCAAAGAAGUUUCCAGAACAGCCGGACAGCUCCAGCAGCUCCGCAGUUCCUGAGGCAGCCUCGCCCACCGCCGGCUGCUCUCCCAGCACUGGGGUUUGGGGGGUGGGGGGUGGCCGGGGGUUGUUUCCUCUGCUUUUGGUGUUUGUACAUGUUAAGAAUUGACCAGUGAAGCCAUCCUAUUUGUUUCUGGGGAACAAUGAUGGGGUGGGAGAGGGGAGAGAAGGGGAGAGUUUGAGAAAGGGAGGUACAGAAGGACUCACAAGCAUUGCAGCCCCGCCCACUGCAGAGUCAGGUCAAGUCCUUGGCUUUUCUUCACAGUAAACAUCCAGGCACCAUGUUGAGGGGAGUUGAAACAGGGCAGUAGAAGCUCCGAGUGAAGGACAGAGUCCUGGGUGGGGCAGCGGCUGCAGGGCGUGGCAGGAAGGGGCCCAGGGAGAGGGCGGGGGCCCGCAGGUGUUGCUCCCGCCCUGCAACAGGUGGGAUGAGGUCUGAAUGUGUGUGUCUUAACCAUCAUCUUUUGAUCAUCAUGACCAAUGAAAUAUUUA
This is a messenger RNA of Manis pentadactyla (Chinese pangolin), 1391 nucleotides long. It is a transcript of the gene STMN4, whose product is annotated as stathmin 4. Gene Ontology annotation, cellular component: cytoplasm; neuron projection. Gene Ontology annotation, molecular function: tubulin binding. The transcript is spliced from 7 exons. Gene Ontology annotation, biological process: microtubule depolymerization; neuron projection development; regulation of microtubule polymerization or depolymerization. Bases 213 to 743 code for a protein of 176 amino acids. NCBI's taxonomy places the organism in Eukaryota, Metazoa, Chordata, Mammalia, Pholidota, Manidae. The record is from RefSeq and is a predicted model, not a curated record.